Magnolia sinica is the source of this 1238-nucleotide messenger RNA. RefSeq lists its product as uncharacterized. NCBI's taxonomy places the organism in Eukaryota, Viridiplantae, Streptophyta, Magnoliopsida, Magnoliales, Magnoliaceae. Bases 526 to 888 code for a protein of 120 amino acids. The record is from RefSeq and is a predicted model, not a curated record. The transcript is spliced from 4 exons.
UUGCAACCGACUGGAGGCUUCCCUUCAGGUAACACAGUCAUCUCAUAGGCCUGAUUUUUCUCCAAGGCUGCCAUUUCUUGUUCCAUGGCUAGUCUUCACAAUGGAUGUUUAAGUGCCAUAUGUCAACCUUUUUUGUGGGAAUAGAAACAAAAGGGAGAGAUGUAAGAUGGAGAAAGUCUCUGAUGGGACAAAAACUGUGCAACAGGUUGAGUUGAUAGAGUGGAAUGAAUGGCGGAACAGGAUUCAUGUACUGACCCCAACUAGUUGAGAUAAGGCUUAGAUGAUCAUGAUGAGAAAUGGGCCCUUUUCUGUUUGCUCACUGCAUUAUUUUAUGUAGUGAAUUUGGAUGUCGUUUUAGACUUGACUUCUUUCAACAGGUCAUUUUUAAACCACGUAUGUUAAAGAUAGUCCAAUCAUUGGGAUUCUUUGGGCUAUAUGGUUCAUCUACAUGGUGGCCCACUAGAUUACCUGUUCUGAUCACCCUUGACAUGUAUCAGUGUGAGAGAGAUGUGCCACUUAGUUUGAAUGCUUUGGUUUCUGCAGUUGUUCUCUGCAGCUGUUAUUUUCUUAUAUAUUGGUUUGAUUUGCUGUGAUUUUUGCAGAAUGGCGAGAUUUCCACUCCAAGAUCUAUGGGACGUAUGGAUCUUGCUCUUCACAAAGAAGACAGCUUUGGCCUCGGGAAAGAAAUUACAGUCCUCCGUUAUUUAUGAAGGAAUGCGUAUUCCUUGUCGAUUUUUGGGUUGUUGCAUGGAUCUUCUACUCAUGGUGAUGCUUACACUUUGGAAUCUCUUCAGUUCACAAGUUUCUACACCAAAAAUGAUGCCCUGCCCACAAACACUCAUGUUUGGAUUUCAAAACAUACUACUUUUGGCACCAACUCAGCCCUGAUUCGGGAAGACUCAUCGAGUUGAUUCUAUAACUCGAUCGACUCGACACAACUCACGGAGACUCAGGCUGAGUCACUCGCCAUACAUGGAGCGUGGAAAUUGAACCCGCGACUGCUGUUAUCAUUCACAUGCUCUCCAUGAGCAGUCUAAUUAUGUCUUUGCUUUCUUAUUUUAAAUUUUUUAAUACACGUGUAAUUAUUUUAAAUAUUCAUUACCAUUCCUAGAAUUUUUUAUUUUUAUUUAUUACCUUUCGAGUCAAGUCGGGUCAAGUCUUCGACUUGAUCCAACCUGGAUGAAUAUUGAAUCGAGUCGAGCUUUCAGACUUUUAAACUAUGAUUUUGACAGGAUUUU